AUGUCUAACUUAGUUUUGGACGAUUUAUCAGUCGAAUUAUUUUAUGAAAUUCUAUCUUAUCUUUCAUGUUAUCAUAUAUUACGAGCAUUUCAUUCGAUAAAUAAUUAUUUGAAUGAUAUUCUCAUUAAUUAUGAUCAAUAUAUUUUGGAUUUAUCUUCAUCAGAUAUAUCGAAAAAUGAAAUGGAUCUUAUUUGUUCAUUUCUACGACCAGAACAAAUUAUUGGAUUAAAAUUUGGUAAAACAAAUUUUGAUUUGGUCGAUCGAUUUCUAUCGAGUUUUUCAAAUCAACAAUCAUUUACUCGUCUUCGUUCACUUUGGAUUGAUCAUACAAUCAUAGUGGAUGAAUUAUUUAUGUCAAGAUUGUCAUCAAUGAUAAACUAUAAUAAUCUCAUUUCAAUUCGUUUUGAUCGUAUUCAUAUUAGUAAACAUGAUACAUUAUCAAAGUACUCAUUUGAUUCUCUUUCACAUCUUGUUACAUCCUCGAGCAAUGACUUUCAACAAUUAUCUAAAGAAAUACCAAGUCAUUUGACAUGUUUACAUAUGUAUUUUAAUUCUCCUAAUGAUAUGGAUCAAUUUAUUCGUCCGAAUAUGUAUCAACUAAAAUCACUUGGUGUUGGUAUUCAGGUCAAUUUAAAUGAUAUUAAUCAAUUUAUGUUGUUCUGUAAUGAUUAUCAAUGGAGUCAACUAAUUCAAUUUAAUCUAAAUUUCAAUGUUGAAAUUAAUAUGGAAUUUGAUAUGUUAAAAGAAAUUUUAUCAACAAUGUAUCGAUUAAAAUAUUUAACAUUAAUACUAAAUCAACCAUUAACAGUAGAUAAUAAUAUAUUGAAUGGAAUGCAAUGGAAAUCAUUUCUUUCAACAUCAUUCAUUUUUUUGAAAAUAUUUAAUUUUAAAUUUUCUAUUCAACAAGCAUCCGAACAAAAUAUUCGUUCUCUUUUGAAUACAUUUAAAUCUCAAUGGUGGUUAGAAGAAAAACGAUGGUUUGUCGAAUAUGAUACUUAUCAAAAUGUUCUUAUUACUGUACCUUAUUUUGCAUCAAAAAUUUUUAAUAAUUAUCAUUCAUAUUCACUUCAUUUAAUACAAAAUCCUAAAAUAUUUUAUUCAAAUAUCAAUGAAUUAAAUAUUGAUUUGAUUAAAUAUAAUGAUUUUGAACAAAUGUUAAUGUUUCAUUCUGUAUUUCAACUAAAUUUUAAUCAUGUAACACGAUUAUCAUUGAAUGGAUACUUAACAACACAUGUUUAUAAAAUAAUUCAAAAUAAUAUUGAUCUUAGUAUGAUUAAACAUUUUAAAUUUUCAUCAACUAUUAAUACUACCGAAACUUUGAUUGAAUUGAUUAAUAAUAUGAUUAAUCUUUCAUCGAUUCAUAUUCAAUACUUACAUAGUCUUAAUCUAUUUAGUCAACUUUCAUCACCAAAUCUUUCUAUUCGACAUCUUGUUCUAUUCGAUUAUGAACCAACAACAAGAAAACAACUUUUCUAUCAUAUAUGUCGAAUUUUUCCACGAUUAACUCAUUUAACAACAGAUUAUCAUUCACGACGAAAACUUUGCUAUUUAUUAAAUGAACUUAUUCAUCUUGAACAACUUACAUUACGUUUAAGUAAAGAUCAAUAUGCACCAAAUUAUGGUUGGAUCAAACAACAUAGUAGAUUGCAAAUGAAUACAUUUGAAAUGAAAGUAUUUAACAUUGCUUAUAGAGAAAAAAAAUUCAUUUUGUGGAUCAAUACUAAUAAUAAUAUUGACCUUUCACAUCAUGAUCAAUAUCAUACAUUAAAAAAAUGUUCUAUUCAAUAA
This is a messenger RNA of Rotaria sp. Silwood1, 1788 nucleotides long. Lineage: Eukaryota; Metazoa; Rotifera; Eurotatoria; Philodinida; Philodinidae. The record is from the annotation of a GenBank genome assembly.